This is a messenger RNA of Echinostoma caproni, 345 nucleotides long. NCBI's taxonomy places the organism in Eukaryota, Metazoa, Platyhelminthes, Trematoda, Plagiorchiida, Echinostomatidae. The record is from the annotation of a GenBank genome assembly.
AUGAUAGCUCCGUGCCGGAUGGUCCAUGGCGUAUUGAGUAGAAACGCGGAAGGUUACGCUCUUUCCGUUUUGCUAAGUGAGAAUAGUAAGACGAAAGAGGUGAAACACUACAAGAUCUAUCAGUCGCUUUCGGGAAACUCGUACUUCUUGAAAGAAAAGCAUCCAUUCCCUUCCAUCAAAGCUCUCAUUGAGUACUAUUCCGCUUUUGCUCUCGGGCAUGCCAGAAAUCGAUGUCGUCGACUGGGAGAAAAAUACCGUGUACUUGAAGUAUACGCGCUCAAGCAAACAAAUUCAUUGGUUCUGGAAGGUGAGUACCUACCCCGUCUCCUCGUGCUUAUUAUAUAG